Messenger RNA from Metarhizium acridum CQMa 102, 981 nucleotides. The record is from RefSeq and is a predicted model, not a curated record. NCBI's taxonomy places the organism in Eukaryota, Fungi, Ascomycota, Sordariomycetes, Hypocreales, Clavicipitaceae.
AUGAACCUCACCAUUGGCGUCAUCACGACAGUCCUAGUCCUGGUUCGACUAUUGUUCAAGAAAUUCUUCAGCUACAGGCGAGAACUCGGCGCCGACGACUGGGUCAUCCUGGCGACUGCGGCUGUCGGAGUCGUGUCCACCACCAUCAACAAGGUCGGCCUGACUGACAACGGGCUGGGCAAGGAUGUUUGGACCAUCUCGGUCGACGAACUGACCACCUUUAUCAUGUAUUUCUACGUCAUGGAAGUCCUGUACCUCACCGAAAUGUCCCUCAUCAAGCUCAGCCUGACGCUGUUCUACCUGUACAUCUUCCCGGGGACGACCAUCCGCCGCCUUCUCAUGGGGACUGCCAUCUUCAACGUCGUCUUUGGCUUUACGUUUGUCACGACGGCCAUCUUCCAGUGUACACCGGUGGACCGGUUCUGGACGCAGUACGUCGACCCCAACGUGCCUGGCCACUGCAUCGACAUCAAUACGUUUGCGUGGGUCCAAGCCGCGCUCAACAUCGCCGUGGAUUUGUGGAUGAUUGCGCUGCCGCUGAGCCAGAUUCAGAAGCUGCAGCUUCACUGGAAGAAGAAGAUUGGCGUCACUUUGAUGUUCUUGCUUGGAACCUUUGUCACCAUUGUCUCUAUUCUGAGAUUGCAGUCCCUCAUCACCUUUGCAAAUUCCACCAACCCAACGUGGGACGACUGGAUCGUGGGCUGGUGGUCGACCAUCGAGGUCAACGUUGGCAUCAUUUGCACAUGCCUGCCAGCCGUGCGGCUGAUUCUCGUGCGCGCGGCGCCUCGCAUCUUCAGCACCAACCUGUCCCGUAGCAAGUCUUCUUACCCGAGGCAAAAUGGCACCCACGAUCGGUACAGCAGGAACAGCAACAUCAUGGGCCACGAGCAGAUUGAGCUGGCGAGCAUCGAGACAAACAUGGUUGGAGAAGGAGAGAAGCUGAGGAAGCCGAGAACAUUCUUCAGCGUAGAAGGAUCAUGA